Psilocybe cubensis is the source of this 1227-nucleotide messenger RNA. RefSeq lists its product as uncharacterized. The transcript has 5 exons. Gene Ontology annotation, biological process: L-valine biosynthetic process. Bases 1 to 1227 code for a protein of 408 amino acids. Gene Ontology annotation, molecular function: ketol-acid reductoisomerase activity. Gene Ontology annotation, cellular component: mitochondrion. The record is from RefSeq and is a predicted model, not a curated record. NCBI's taxonomy places the organism in Eukaryota, Fungi, Basidiomycota, Agaricomycetes, Agaricales, Agrocybaceae.
AUGGCCUCCUUUGCUCGCUCUGCCUCAACGGCCCUCCGCGCUGCCUCUCGUCGUGCUCCCAGAGCCCUCGCAGCCGCCAACACCACAAAGGCAGCCUCCUACUCUCUCCUUACCAAGGCCGCUGCUGCCAAGGCUGCCCACUGCGCCAACCCCCAGGGUGCGCGCGGUGUCAAGACCCUCGACUUUGCAGGCACCAAGGAGACCGUCUAUGAGCGUAGCGACUGGCCCCUCGCCAAACUCCAGGAUUACUUCAAGAACGAUACUCUCGCUCUCAUCGGCUACGGUUCCCAGGGACACGGCCAGGGCCUCAACGCCCGCGACAACGGCCUCAACGUCAUCGUCGGUGUCCGCAAGGACGGCGAGAGCUGGAGGCAGGCGAUGGAGGACGGAUGGGUCCCCGGCGAGACCCUUUUCCCUAUCGAGGAGGCCAUCAACCGCGGCACUAUCAUCAUGAACCUUUUGUCCGACGCCGCCCAGAGCCAGACUUGGCCCCAGCUCAAGCCCCUCAUCACCAAGGGCAAGACUCUCUACUUCUCCCAUGGUUUCUCCGUGGUGUACAAGGACGACACCCAUGUUAUUCCCCCUCCUGACGUUGAUGUUAUCCUUGUUGCCCCCAAGGGCUCUGGACGCACCGUCCGCACUCUUUUCAAGGAGGGACGUGGUAUCAACUCGUCUAUUGCCGUUUGGCAGGACGUGACUGGCAAGGCCAAGGAGAAGGCCAUUGCCCUCGGUGUUGCCGUUGGCUCCGGAUACCUCUACGAGACCACCUUCGAGAAGGAGGUGUACUCUGACCUUUACGGCGAGCGUGGUGUCCUCAUGGGAGGCAUCCAGGGACUCUUCUUGGCCCAGUACCAGGUUCUCCGCAAGAACGGACACUCCCCAUCAGAAGCUUUCAACGAGACUGUCGAGGAGGCCACUCAGUCCCUUUACCCUCUCAUCGGUGCCAAGGGUAUGGACUACAUGUUCAACGCCUGCUCUACCACCGCUCGUCGCGGAGCUCUUGACUGGGCCCCUAUCUUCGAGAAGGCCAAUGUCCCCAUCUUUGAGCAGCUUUACGAGAGCGUGAGGAACGGAACUGAGACUCGCAAGUCUCUCGAGUUCAAUGGACGCGCUACCUACCGCGAGGACCUCGCCAAGGAGCUCGAGGUGAUCAACAACCAGGAGAUCUGGCGUGCCGGCAAAACUGUGCGAUCACUGCGCCCCGACUACAAGCCUGAAUCCGAGUAA